GGCACGCAGCGGCCGCGCCGCAGGUUUAAAAGGAUGGUUUGGCUGGUUUCUUUUUCGCCCGCCUCUCCAGUUAAUGCUUUUAUUUAUUUAUUUACCCAUCGCUAAGCAGCUGCUCCGCGAUGCCCGGCGGGCGAGCGGCGCGGUCGGAGGGGCGCCGCGGCUGCUCCAGGUGACCCAUGCCCUCUCUGGCCGCAACAUGGCGGGCUGGGAGCCCUUCACGGCCGUGCUCUCCGCGCUGCGCCGCUGCUACGCCGAGGCCGUCCCGCUGGAGACCUUCGUCCGGCGGCUGGGGGGCGGCGGCGCCGGGGACGCCGAGGUGCUGCGGCCCGGCGACGUCCCCGGCUACCGCACCUUCGUGGGGCAGUGCCUCGUGUGCGUCCCCCGCGGCGCCCGCGCCAUCCCGCGGCCCUUCACCUUCCAGCAGUUAUCUAGUCAGAGUGAGGUGACCACAAGAGUCGUUCAGAGACUGUGUGAAAAAAAGAAGAAGAACAUCCUCGCAUAUGGAUACUCCUUACCAGAUGAAAACAGUUCUCAAUUCCCAGUUGUGCCAUUUUCAAAGAUACACAGCUACCUACCCAAUACUGCCACGGAAACUCUUCGUAUCAGCGGCUUCUGGGAGACACUGUUGAGCCGGAUAGGGGAUGAUGUGAUGAUGUACUUAUUGGAACACUGCGCAGUCUUUAUGCUGGUUCCCCCUAGUAAUUGUUACCAAGUUUGUGGGCAACCGGUUUAUGAACUUAUUUCACAUAAUGUAGACUCAUCCCUGGUGUUUGUUAGACAAAGGUUCUCAAGGCACAAACAUACUAGCUUGAUAAAAUAUAUACGGAAGAGGCUUAUGUUUCAUAGAAAUUAUCUUCUAAAGUUAUAUGUGUGGAAAUACAGACGAAGAUUUGAAGAUAGUGUCUUCAGAUUGAGAAAUGAAGGAAAUAACAAGAGACAAAGUUUAGUGCCCACCGACCAGUGUUCUGCAAAAGCUGUUUCUAAAGCGAGCAAACAGAUCAGAACUGUUACUGAACAUCAGGAAAAGCAGAGUAGCUCCAGUUCAUGUGUUUCAGCUACAACUCCAUCUCUGAAAAGGAGGAUUCAUAGAGAACAACCUGAAAUUCCAGCCAAGAGAGCAAAAAGAGGGGAGAAAAUGAGAGAGGAAAAGGCUUGUAGUCUUGUUCUUGAUGUAAACCAAAGUAGUUCCGAGAGAUCUGAAACUCAGUACGUAGCUACAGCUCCAUCUCUAAAAAGGAGGAUUCGUAGAGGACAACCUGAAAUUCCAGCCAAGAGGGCAAAAAGAGGGGAGAAAGUGAGAGAGGAAAAGUCUUGUUCUCUUGUUGCUGAUGUAAACCAAAGUAGUUCCAAGAGAUCUGAAACGGGGUAUGUAGCUACAGUUUCAUCUCUAGAAAGGAAGAUUCACAGAGAACAACCUGAAGUUCCAGCCAAGAGGGCAAAAAUACGGGAGAAAGUGAGAGAGGAAAAGGCUUGUAGGCUUGUUGCUGAUGUAAACCAAAGUAGUUCCAAGAGAUCUGAAACGGGGUAUGUAGCUACAGUUCCAUCUCUGGAAAGGAAGAUUCGUAGAGGACAACCUGAAAUUCCAGCCAAGAGGGCAAAAAUAGGGGAGAAAGUGAGAGAGGAAAAGGCUUAUAGUCUUGUUGCUGAUGUAAACCAAAGUAGUUCCAAGAGAUCUGAAACUGGGUAUGUAGCACCCUGUUCCAAAAGUGUCAUUAAAACCCCCCAUAUUUCUGAAAGAAGUAGCAGUACUGUGUCUCGUCGUUCUUUGGUUCACACAUCUUGUGGCAGGAGGAAGUUUGUGGCAGGUAAAAGCUCUCUUCUGCAGAGAGUUCAGAGUAACAAGCCUUUAGAGUCCAACACCGAAGUGCAAGCAGAAUCCCAUAGGAAAAGAGUAGAGAUGCGUAUGUAUGAAUCUCAGUUGCCUUCAGGACAAACCAAACCCAUGGAGGGUACUUCAAAAUGCAGAGGGCAAGAAAGUCCCCAAUCUCAAUUAUCAAAGUUACCAAAUAGACUCCUGAGUUCUGCAGUAUACAUUGAGAGGAAGUCUCUUCUGUAUUCUUGCAGGAGUCUCCAAGAAUGUUUUCCUAAAUCAUUUGUACUGAAUUGCUUGCAGGGCUCUCAGGCAGGUGGAAGACUGCUUAUAGAAGCCAUAUUCUUAAGCCAAAAUCGGGUGCAGCAAAGGCAUAACCAAAGUCUGCCAGAACGCAAGCGGAGAAAGAAGAGGUUGCCCAAACGCUACAGGCAAAUGAGGGAUACAUUUCAGAACCUGCUAAAGAACCAUGGAAAGUGUGCUUACCUAGCUCUCUUGAGAAAAAAUUGCCCCAUUCGGAUAUCUGAAAUCAGUAUGAGAAAAAUCAUGCUGUCUUGUCGGGCAGCCUUGCCUGGGGAAGCAAAGGUUCAGAAGCAAGCAGAACAGUUUGGGAAAGAGCCUGCUAAGUGUGUGACAAGCAGCAGAUGUCAGUCUGGUCACACUGAUGUACCAGACAACUUAGGUGCUCCCAUUCCAGAAUCUGUGUGUGAGGAGUCACCACCAAGUGAGGAGCAAAACCUGGUAGAGACUCAUGAUUCAGCCCUCAAGGAGCUCCUCAAGCAGCACAGCAGCCACUGGCAGGUGUACAUGUUUGUGAGGGAUUGCCUGGAGAAGGUCAUCCCUUCUGAGCUUUGGGGUUCAAACCACAACAAGUGCCGGUUUCUAAAAAAUGUCAAAAUGUUCAUUUCUGGGGGAAGGUUUGCUAAGGUUUCGUUGCCGGAGUUGAUGUGGAGGAUGAGAGUGAAUGACUGCAUGUGGCUUCGUCUAGGCAAAGGUGAUCACUUUGUUCCUGCUGAUGAACACUGUUUCCGUGAAGAACUUCUGGCCAAAUUCCUGUAUUGGAUGAUGGGUACCUAUGUUGUUGAGUUGCUCAGAUCAUUUUUCUAUGUCACCGAGACCAUGUUCCAGAAAAACAUGCUCUUCUACUACCGGAAGUUUAUUUGGGGCAAGUUACAGAACAUUGGAAUUAGAAACCAUUUUGUCAAACUACAGCUACGGCCUCUGUCUUCAGAGGAGAUUGAAACUAUCCGUCAAAAAAAAUUUGUUCCAAUGGCAUCAAAGCUCCGGUUUAUUCCCAAACGAAAUGGGUUGAGACCUAUAGUAAAAGUGAGCGGUGUUGUCGAACCACGAGCACUCAGCAAGGAAAGCAGAGAAAAAAAGAUGAAUUGUUACAACACUCAGCUAAAAAAUCUGUUUAGUGUGUUAAAUUAUGAACGGACUAUAAACACCAGUUUUAUAGGCUCUUCAGUGUUUGGGAAAGAUGAUAUCUACAAGACAUGGAAGCAAUUUGUUAAAAAGAUUCUUGAAUCUGGUGGUGAAAUUCCUCAUUUCUACUGCGUAAAGGCUGAUGUGUCCAGGGCUUAUGAUACCAUCCCUCACAAUAAACUUGUGGAAGUGAUUUCGCGGGUCCUGAAGCCUGAGAAGAGAACCGUGUACUGCAUACGGCGCUAUGCUGUGAUUAUGAUAACCCCAAGUGGAAGAGCCAAGAGGCUCUAUAAGAGACAUGUUUCUACCUUCAAGGACUUUAUGCCAGACAUGAAGCAGUUUGUGUCUCAGCUUCAGGAGAGUGUCUCAUUGCAGAAUGCAAUAGUAGUUGAACAGAGCUUAACUUUCCAUGAGACGAGUUCCAGCCUGUUUAAUUUUUUCCUUCAAAUGAUACAUAACAGCAUCCUGAAGAUUAGGAACAGGUUCUACUUACAGUGCUGUGGAAUUCCACAGGGCUCCAUUUUGUCAAGCUUACUUUGCAGCUUAUUCUAUGGAGAUAUGGAAAACAGAUUGCUGUCUGGAAUACAGAAGGAUGGAGUCCUAAUACGUCUCAUUGAUGAUUUUUUGCUGCUUACACCACAUUUAAUGAAGGCAAGAUCUUUUGUAAGGUAUGCGAUCAGAGACAUAGAAGAAAAGCUUAGCAUCUACAGUGUAGUCAAUUGUAUCAUGCUUUUCAUAGUAAGAAAGGUGCAGCUCUGUUGUGAACCUGAAAGGACUCUAGCAACAGGUAUUCCUGAGUACGGCCUUUUAAUAAACCCAAAUAAGACAGUGGUGAAUUUUCCUGUUGAUGAUAUCCCAGGAUGUUCCAAAUUUAAACAGCUGCCAGAUUGUCGUUUGAUCCCGUGGUGUGGUUUGUUACUAGAUAUAAAAACACUCGAGGUUUACUGCGAUUACUCCAGUUACACCUGUACUUCUAUCAGAUCAAGUCUUUCCUUCAAUUCAAGUAUAACAGCUGGGAAAAACAUGAAAUACAAACUGAGUGCAGUCCUCAAACUGAAAUGUCAUAGUUUAUUUCUUGAUUUACAGAUCAACAGCCUUAGAACAGUUCUCAUUAACAUCUACAAGAUAUUUUUACUCCAGGCUUACAGGUUCCAUGCCUGUGUUAUCCAAUUUCCAUUCAACCAGCAAGUUAGAAAAAAUCCUCGUUUCUUCCUAAGGAUUAUUUCUCAGAAUGCAUCAUGCUGCUAUGCUAUCCUGAAAACAAUAAAUGCAGGGAUUGCUGAAGGUAACAAAGAUGUAUCUGGCAUAUUCCCUAUUCAGGUAGCAGAAUGGCUCUGCUACCAUGCCUUCAUUGUCAAACUGUCAAAUCACAAAGCUUUUUACGAAUGUCUGCUUAAACCCGUAAAAGUCUGUAAGAGGAGGCUAAUCAGGAAGAUCCCAGAGGACACUGUGGCACUACUGCGGGCAGUGACAGAACCAUCUCUUUGUCAAGAUUUCAAAACUAUCCUGGACUAACUGAUUGAGGUUUAUUUAAUAAUUUUCCCACAUUUGAAAAUAAAUACUGUGUCUUUGGGUGACUUCUCUGUUGUUUAUUUUGGUGGAGUGGCCCAAAAGCAAGUUCACUCAGAAGUUUUAUGUGUUUGCUUCUUAGAAGACACAAAAAGAGCAGACAGUUUUGUUAAUACCUUCUUGUUUGGGUUUUUGUUUGUGGGGUUUUUUUUGUAAAUUCACAGGCUGUUUGAAGUAAUUUACUUGGCUAUGUUCCAUGAUUCCCAUCUUCUUGAUGGAGGAAUCAUUAAACUAUGUUCUGUAAAAAAUUAUUUAUUUUUUUGUUUCAGUGAG
Poecile atricapillus (Black-capped chickadee) is the source of this 5077-nucleotide messenger RNA. It is a transcript of the gene TERT, whose product is annotated as telomerase reverse transcriptase. Gene Ontology annotation, molecular function: telomeric repeat DNA binding; telomerase RNA binding. Gene Ontology annotation, cellular component: telomerase catalytic core complex. Gene Ontology annotation, biological process: telomere maintenance via telomerase. The record is from RefSeq and is a predicted model, not a curated record. Lineage: Eukaryota; Metazoa; Chordata; Aves; Passeriformes; Paridae.